ACCAGCCCGUGUGCUCUGCUACAAGGGAUGCUCUACCCUGACGCAUCCUUAUCGGCCAUCGCCAUGGAGAUUUCGGAAUGUCAUGGGCUUGAGAACCCAGGCAUGCAUGUAUAUCUAAUCCGUUUUAUCAGCUGGUGAUUGUGUUCAUUUUUGAUUGCGCACUCAGUUAAAAUCCGUUAAAUACAUUAGGCUAUCAGGACAAUACGCAACAGAUUAUUUCACUGCGAUUUUUUUCUUAAACGCAUGAGCUGUCCACUCUGCAUCCAAAUAUCGCCUAUAUUACAGGACGUGAGGCACCAUGCUGACCAGCAUCACGGACGGGAUCUUGUGCUGCCUGACGGGCAAGACGGGCAGCGGGGUGGUGCUGCCGGUGGAGUCCUCGGGCUGCACGGACGGCUUUGAGUUCGUGGAGGUCAAGCCCGGGCGCGUGCUGCGCAUUCGCCACAUCAUCCCCGAGCGCCCGCCCAAACCGGACCCAGAGCCCAUCCAGGACCGGGAGCCGAACCGGGACCAAGAGCCGGAGCAGGAGCAGAAGAGCGAGCUGGGCCAGGACCAGGGGAAGGGCACGGUCCACUGCAAGCGCAAGAUCACCGUCUACCGCAACGGUCAGCUGGUGAUCGAGAACCUGGGCGACGUGCUGCACUCGGAGAUCCUGCAGUGCCAGAACGGAGACGUGGAACCCUGCACCACCCUGGAGGUGGAGCUCGCCGACUACAACAGCGCCACCGCCGCCACCACCCCCGAACCCAAGCCCACGCCGCUGCCCCCUCCCGCGUCCGCCGCCAACGGCUCGAGCGCCGGCGGGCCGCCGAAGCCGGCGCCCCCGCCGCGCCGCAAGCGGAGGAAGCCCAAGCGCACGGUGAUGAUCGACGCGCAGCGCAAGAUCUCCAGCUGCAAGGGCACGGACGCCGACGUGGCGCUGUUCUUCGUGCACGGCGUGGGCGGCUCGCUGGACAUCUGGGGCAGCCAGCUGGACUUCUUCUCGCGCCUCGGCUACGAGGUCAUCGCCCCCGACCUGGCCGGCCACGGCGCCAGCACCGCGCCCCAGAUCGCCGCCGCGUACACCUUCUCCGUGCUGGCCGAGGACCUGCGCGCCAUCUUCAAGCGCUACGCACGCAAGCGCAACAUCCUCAUCGGGCACUCCUACGGCGUGUCCUUCUGCACGUUCCUGGCACACGAGUACCCUGAGCAGGUGCACAAGGUGGUGAUGAUAAACGGCGGCGGCCCCACGGCGCUAGAGCCCAGCCUGUGCUCCAUCUUCCAGCUGCCCUCCUGCGUGCUGCACUGCCUCUCACCCUGCCUCGCCUGGAGCUUCCUCAAGGCUGGCUUCGCCCGUCAGGGUGCCAAAGAGAAGCAGCUCCUGAAGGAGGGCAAUGCCUUCAACGUGUCCCCGUUUGUGCUGCGCGCCAUGAUGAGCGGGCAGUACUGGCCCGAGGGGGACGAGGUGUACCAUGCCGAGCUCACCGUGCCCAUCUUGCUCGUGCACGGCAUGUACGACAAGUUUGUGCCCAUGGACGAGGACCAGCGUAUGGCAGAGAUCCUGCUGUUCGCCUUCCUGAAAGUCAUCGAGGAAGGCAGCCACAUGGUGAUGAUGGAGUGUCCAGAGACCGUCAACACCUUGUUGCACGAGUUCUUCCUGUGGGAGCCGGAUACUUCCAAAAAGACUCGACCGCGGCCAGAGCCAUCACCGCCAGCCAGACCCCCUCGACCAAUGACACAACACAGGCCUCCAAAGGCAGCAGGCCUCUGAACAAGUAGCCAACAAGGUCUGGCGGAGCGUCGCUGAUGAUGUCCUGACGAAGGCUGUUUCAUUUGAAAAUGGCUGGUUUGCUCUUGGUCUGCACCUGUUGAAGGCGGAGGGCUGUUUUAGCGUGAGAGACAAGGGUGAGUGUUUCUCGAGCGAAGCUUGGAAAGGACGCCCCCCCGCUCUUGAGCAAGAGAGUGCGGAAAUGUAGAAGCGUUUCCGCUUGAAGUGAGAGACUAACAAGGACUGAUCCACUUCAAGGACAAAUAUGGCGGGUUGGAUGUGUCAGUCACCUUCACGUUAAAGAAAAAUUAACAUCUUUUGGUCCUUGUGGUGUCAAAUCAACUGGACAUAACGUACACA
This is a messenger RNA of Sardina pilchardus (European sardine), 2107 nucleotides long. RefSeq names its product abhydrolase domain containing 8a (gene abhd8a). Lineage: Eukaryota; Metazoa; Chordata; Actinopteri; Clupeiformes; Clupeidae. The record is from RefSeq and is a predicted model, not a curated record. Gene Ontology annotation, molecular function: catalytic activity.